CCUCACCAAACAACCCCUAAGAACCCGAGGUCGAACUGAAUCGGAGCGUGGCGAAAUGGAGCGAGUGGUGAGCGCACUGAACCGGGCGGCGAACAGCAACGCCGUGGUCAACACAAUUUUGCUCGGCGCAUUCGGCGCUCUGGCGGCGAGAUCGAUGUUUCAGGAGCGAACAAUCGAGGCAAUGGAGGCGGAGAAGGAUUCGCUGCUCAAAACAAACAAAGCUAUCAAAAGCACCAUUUGGGAAUGGAAGCAGAAACUCUACGCAGAGGCGGAAGCCAAUCCCCACGAAACCCUAGUCCCCCUCUCCACCCUCAAAUCUAUCUACGGCGAAGUUGUCACCGACCCCACGCCCCCUGCCCUUUCUGCCACAGAUGAUAAACAAGAAGGAAAAUCUCCGGCACCAAAGAUCAUGAUCUAGUAGGGUUUUGAAUGUUUCGAUUCAAUGGGCCGAUCAACCAGUCAGUUUCUUAUGAAUCGGGCUAAUGAUUUUUAUUUUUUUCUAUGAACCAAGUCGUCUGGUAUAUGACCACUUCAUUGUUCAUUUUUCUCUUAAAGUUGACAUUCACUUGUCUGUUUAAAUCUAUUGUCCAUGUGCUUAUGUGCAUUUAUUUAUGAGCAUAUAAAGUAUGUGAUUCAUUAAAGUACUGCAAGUGCUGCUUGUGUACUAAAUCGUGCUUUUCGAUCGUCACACGUUAUUCGCAACUAGGUUCGCAACAAGUCUAAAAUACAACAAAAUUUUUGCACCUGUGUGGUAAUAUCAUGAUAGUGGUUUACUUUGACUCCCAAAAAAGUUUGUAAUUUGUUUUUUAUUUUUUAUUUUUAUUUUAUUUUUAAUG
Messenger RNA from Erythranthe guttata (spotted monkey flower), 836 nucleotides. RefSeq lists its product as uncharacterized. Lineage: Eukaryota; Viridiplantae; Streptophyta; Magnoliopsida; Lamiales; Phrymaceae. The record is from RefSeq and is a predicted model, not a curated record. Gene Ontology annotation, cellular component: mitochondrion.